CCGCCUCCAAAUACUCCUCCGCGCGGCCGCGCAGUCGCCUCUGGUCGCCUGUGAGGUCCGAACGCAGUGCUCCGAAGGAAGCCGGCGACCGCGGGCGCCCGGCCGCGCGGGCAGCCUAGGGACAAUGGGGCCGCGGCGCUUGCUGCUCGUUGCCGCUGGCCUCAGCCUGUGCGGUCCCUUGCUGUCUUCCCGCGUCCCAGUGAGCCAGCCAGAACCUGAGACGACAGAUGUCACUUUGAACCCCCGCUCAUUUUUUCUCAGGAAUCCCAGUGAAAACGCCUUUGAACUGGUCCCCCUGGGGGACGAGGAGGAGAAAAAUGAAAGUGCCUCGCCCGAGGGCAGGGCAAUCUACCUGAAUAAAAGCCGCUCUCCUCCCACAGCACCUGCUCCCUUUAUCUCGGAUGAUGCCUCGGGAUAUCUGACCAGCUCCUGGCUGACUCUCUUCAUCCCCUCGGUUUACACGUUUGUGUUCAUCGUCAGCCUGCCUCUGAACAUCCUGGCCAUCGCAGUGUUCGUCCUGAAGAUGCAGGUCAAGAAGCCGGCUGUGGUAUACAUGCUGCACCUGGCCGUGGCUGAUGUGCUGUUCGUGUCCGUGCUCCCCUUGAAGAUCAGCUACUACUUUUCCGGCAGCGAUUGGCAGUUCGGGUCGGGCAUGUGUCGCUUCGCCACCGCAGCGUUCUACUGUAACAUGUAUGCCUCCAUCAUGCUCAUGACGGUCAUAAGCAUUGACCGCUUCCUGGCGGUCGUGUACCCCAUCCAGUCCCUGUCCUGGCGCACCCUGGGCCGAGCUAACUUCACUUGCCUGGUCAUCUGGGUGAUGGCCAUCAUGGGGGUGGUGCCUCUCCUCCUCAAGGAGCAGACCACCAAGGUUCCAGGGCUCAACAUCACCACCUGCCAUGACGUCCUCAAUGAGACGCUGCUGCAAGGCUUUUACUCCUACUACUUCUCAGCCUUCUCCGCUGUUUUCUUUCUCGUGCCACUGAUCAUUUCCACGGUCUGCUACAUGUCCAUCAUCCGGUGUCUCAGCUCCUCUGCUGUGGCCACUCGGAGCAAGAAGUCGCGGGCUUUGUUCCUGUCCGCCGCUGUGUUCUGCAUCUUCAUCGUCUGCUUUGGGCCCACCAACAUCCUCCUGAUCGUGCACUACAUGUUCCUCUCUGACAGCCCUGCCACGGAGACGGCCUACUUCGCUUACCUCCUCUGUGUCUGUGUGAGCAGCGUGAGCUGCUGCGUCGAUCCCUUGAUUUACUACUACGCCUCCUCCGAGUGCCAGAGGCACCUCUAUGGCAUCUUGUGCUGCAAAGACAGCUCCGAUGCCAACAGCUACAACAGCACCGGCCAGCUGAUGCCAAGCAAAAUGGAUACCUGCUCUAGCCACCUGAACAACAGCAUAUACAAAAAACUGCUAGCUUAGGGGAGAAAGAGUGCUGGAAGGUUACACAGAAAGGGCUGGAAAAGUGGACAGCCCGGGGAUCCUGUUAGUCUCUGGCAAGCACUGUAUUUACUUCACCACCUAGAACAACCAAUGUCUGAUCUGCAUGCCUACUUCCUGCAAGUGCUAUCAAGCAUAGUUACCAGAAAGGUAAUGGGGACAAAAGAUGUCCAGCCAACUGUCCCUUCUCAUAUAUCUAGGUGACCUGAAUAUAUAGGCAGUAUGCACAUGCGUAUUUGCAAUGCAGCGUGGAAUCGGCGCUUUGACACGUUUCUCGUUUAUUCCCUAGCAGUUACUAUGGAAAUAAUCUGAUUCUCUGACUUACUAAACAAAGUCUGGUUUGGUGGAUAUUAGCACUGAACAGCUAAAGGUGUCCAGUGAUAGGGAAGGAGUUCCUAGUUCAGAUUUAACACAGCUUUUACAUAUAUAUAUUUCCAAUUAUUUGAUGGUAAUGUUUAAGCAAUAGAAGGAUGAAACAGUAUUAUCUGUGUAGGGGAAGAUCUAGUGCUUCUCAUCUUGAAUACACCAUAGUCAAAAAUUACCAAAGCAGUUGGAAAGUCCAUUUUGAUAUGGGUAGCAUUUUUGCAAUUUACAUACUGAAUACAUGGACCAGGAUUGAGCAUGAGACCCACCAGGAUUAUAAGAAACCUUUCAGAGCAGCCAACCCCAGGAACUAGGCACAGCCAUCUCCAUGAGAUCCUCUGGACAGCUGAUACCCAUUCAGCUGUGCCUCCCAGCGAGCAGAGAUGGGGACCACAGAUGGGGACCACCAGGCCCACUCCUUGCUCAAGGCUUCCCAUCAGCUGUGAACUGACUGUAUCUGAGCAGCUAGGAUAAGACAUUGUAGGAGGGAGAUAACCACGAGAGUCGUCUGCACAUCUGAGGAGCAGAGAAAGGUGUGUUUCUAUCCAGUAGCUGUCGUGCAAGGCUGGCUCUUGCACAGACACACCCACGUGCCCUGGGCACUCUGAUGGGAACUGGGGCUGCAGAUUGACUGACAGCCAGAUGUUAUCUGAGUUCUGCCUUUGCUCAAGCAAAGCAGAUAGCUGACGUGUGGUCAACGUGAUGUAAGCACUGCAGAUACACCAUUGUACAGAGAAGUGUGUUCAGCCAGACACCACCAAGUGUAUUUCACAAAAGCAAGGCCUAACAGCUAAACAGGUUUGAAGACCUGAGUUUCCGCUUCCAGUAGCUAUAGAUUAGGGUACAAUCACAGCUUAAGAUGUAUAUUUUUAAGAAAUAAGCCCUUAGCCGGGCGGUGGUGGCGCACGCCUUUAAUCCCAUCAUGCGGGAGGCAGAGGCAGACGGAUCUCUGUGAGUUCGAGGCCAGCCUGGUCUAGAAGAGCUAGUUCCAGGACAGGAACCAAAAAAAGCUACAAAGAAACCCUGUCUCGAAAAUCCAAAAAAAAAAAGAAAAAAAAGAAAUAAGCCCUUCAGUCAACAAUAACUAGACACUAUUUAUUUACAAAUGUUUUUAUUAGAAAUUACUCAAAUAAGCCAGGCAUUGGGGCAUACAUCUUUAAUCCCAGCAUUUAGGAGGCGGAGGUAGGCAGAUCUCUGAGUUCAAGGCCGACCUGGUUUACAUGAUGACUUCCAGGCUACCUAGAGAUAUAUAGUGAGACCUCCGCUCAAAACAAUAAUGAUAUCAAAAUGAAACAAAACAAACCCCACAUUUUUAAAAAGCAAGAAAACACAAAAAAAAUUUACUUAUAAGGUCAGUCUGGUUUUUUUAAAAAUGGAAGAAAAUGAAAUUAAGACUGAAAUGUAAGAAAAUUAAUCCUGUAUUUUUCUUGAGUUAAUUAAAUUAUUUUCAAAGCAUUUUAAUGUCACAGCGACUAAUAAGUAUAUAAAAUCCUCAAGGCUUUGACAAAGUAAUUUGAAAAUUAAUUUGAAAUAUAUACUUUUCCUGAUUUAAGAAAUAUGUUGGCAUUUUAAGCAAAUAAAAGAGAGUCGAAGGACUAAGUUUAUUUAAGAGAGCGAAGUAUUUCCAGGUAUUGUAGACUAACUUCCAUGAAAGUCCUGCAGUUGUACUGUUAACUCAGUUGCUGUCCUGAUUAUCUAGAUCACUGACUCACUGUCUGGGCUCUGUCUGUGACUUACAAAACUAUUAUUCCUGUACUUGUGAACUUUGAUGUCACUGUUUCGCGUUCACUCUUUUUUAAAGGAUUACAUAACAUAUUAAUAAACCUGAAAACGUG
Molecule: messenger RNA, 3627 nt
Organism: Chionomys nivalis (European snow vole)
Lineage: Eukaryota; Metazoa; Chordata; Mammalia; Rodentia; Cricetidae
Gene: F2r
Product: coagulation factor II thrombin receptor
Exons: 2
Coding region: 125-1411 (428 amino acids)
Biological process (GO): positive regulation of blood coagulation; blood coagulation; thrombin-activated receptor signaling pathway
Cellular component (GO): membrane
Molecular function (GO): thrombin-activated receptor activity
Source: RefSeq, a predicted model, not a curated record